Messenger RNA from Trypanosoma conorhini, 354 nucleotides. RefSeq lists its product as uncharacterized. The record is from RefSeq and is a predicted model, not a curated record. The transcript has a single exon. The coding region runs from base 1 to 354 and encodes 117 amino acids. Lineage: Eukaryota; Euglenozoa; Kinetoplastea; Trypanosomatida; Trypanosomatidae.
AUGCAUAUAUGCGUUAUAUAUUUGCAGGAAGCUGAGCGUUUCAUAACAUCGCUGACGAAGCCGAGUUCCCCUGCGGAUGUCAGCGCCCAGUACCUUGAAAUACAGGGAAUCUUGUGCCUCAACCAGAUUUUGAACUGUAUACUGUUGCUGGCCGUCGUUGGUGCCGGCAGACGGGCGUUGGGCGGAGCCGCUUUUGAAAGGCCCACAACAAAUGCAGUAGACUUCCCGCCCAACAGCCGCACGCGCCAACGUGUAAGUGGCAUCUCUCAGCUCUGCGAAGACUUCGUGCAAGUGAAGUCUUCCGUCAAGAAGAAAAUGCCGCUACACGUGCAGGGGAACAAUGCAUACAUUUGA